Messenger RNA from Desarmillaria tabescens, 305 nucleotides. RefSeq lists its product as uncharacterized. Bases 1 to 234 code for a protein of 77 amino acids. The transcript has 4 exons. NCBI's taxonomy places the organism in Eukaryota, Fungi, Basidiomycota, Agaricomycetes, Agaricales, Physalacriaceae. The record is from RefSeq and is a predicted model, not a curated record.
AUGGAAUUAAAGUAUAUGGCACUUGUGCACACAACUAGAGAAGUAAUAUGGUUGCGAGCGCUUCUAAUUGAAUUAGGGUUGCCACCUGAUGGUGCAACUACUAUUUUGCGCAUGGCUUCAAAUGAAGUCAAAGUUCAGCACUGUGCCUCAGAGGAGAACUUAGCAGAUAUAUUCACUAAAGGACUACCAUUACAUGAAUAUUUAUCUGCAGGUAUUCUAGGUACUCGGAAUUGAGGGGGAGUGUUGGGAUAGCAAUCCUGAGUUAGUGCUAGAAUGCACUCGAAGCUUCGGCAUGACUAAGUGGC